AAUGUCUCAGAGGAAUCUUGAUUAUUAGGAUCUUUACUGGACUGAUGAUGCAGUGUGAUUCAAGUCUUCUCAGAUCACAAGAUAAAAGAAUACAAGAGGAGAAUAUAAUCCUUACAUGACUGAACCUCGGGCUCAAACCAGGCACCUAGGCAUUCCUCAAUAAGCUUUCAUUAUGAAGGACCGUCUGGAGGAGUUGCGUCUGCAAAUAAAAGCCAACCAGGGACGCUUGGAAGAGAACAAAUUUACCAGCCAAGAUGAGGAAGAGGAACCAGCAACAUCUGAUAACUUCCAGGCAGUACUGUUUGAGACCGAGCCCGUGGUGGAAAACUUCCUAGAGGAGGCCCAGAAUGUUCGUGAGAGCAUUGAAGAGCUGGAGGCUGAGGUAAAGAAGUUCAGUCAGCAACAGAAAACCUUGUUGGCUACCAUGCGACGACUUAGUGUCAUGAAAAAGGAAAGCAGCAUCACUCGGGACAUCAAGCUGCAAGCUGAGAGUGUGCGUAAAAAGCUGGAUGCCCUCUCAAAACAAGCAAAACUUACUGAAGCUGAACUAGGCCUGUCAGCUGCCACAGCCCGGAUCCAGCACACCCAGCAUGACGAACUCUUCCGCCAGUUCCAGCAGGUUAUGCGCCAGUACAAUGACUCACUUCUGUGUAAGCAGGGCAAGUGCAAGCAGUUCAUUAUCAGACAGCUGGAGGUAUAUGGUCAUGAGGUGUCCGAAGAAGAAGUGGAUAAAAUGAUGGAGCAGGGAAAGUGGGAUGUUUUCAACGAGAACAUCCUAACGGAUGUCAAGAUCACUCGCACACAGUUAUCUGAGAUAGAGCAGCGCCACAAAGAACUGCUCACACUGGAGAGCAACAUGAAGGACAUGAAAGACAUGUUUUUGGAUGUGUUCAUGCUUGUAGAAGAACAAGGCGCUCAAAUUAACAAUAUCCAAGCCAUUGUAGAGAAGACUCAAGACUAUGUAACAGUCUCUAAUGAGAAAUUUAAAAUGGCCUCUAGGUAUAAGAAAAAGAACCCUUUAAGAAGACUCUUCUGUUGCUGCUGCCCAUGCAAAUGAUGAUAUGCCAGGGUACAACAUAAGGAGCUGAGAAAAGAGGACAGUAAAAUCUAUGAAGCCACAGAAACUACUUUUAGACAAUGCCACAGCAACAUGACGUCAGAACUGUUGAUGUCUAGUUUAUGGACUGAUACAGUAUAUGGCCAAAAGUUGUGGACAUUAUUUAAAUUAACGGGUUGGUAAGUUAAGCCACAUCCAUUUGCAACAGAUUCAAAACAUCAAUCAUUGAGCCAUGCAAUUUCCGUAAACAACCAGUGUAGGUAUGGGUCAUGCCCUGCUGUUAAACUGGAAACUGGAAUCUAGGCACUUAGCUGUAAAGUGGUAGGCCACAAAAUCUCGCAGGACACAACCUGUCUGAAUGCAAAGUACCAACAAAUUGUGGUGAAAAAGUAAUAAUGGUUUGGUUCUGUCUUUAAAGGAUUGGGCUGAGCCCAGUAUUACCAGCCAAUGACCAGUUUGUUGAGGAAAAAAACUUGACCGGCAGGUACAAAGACUUGAACUAAAUCUAAUCCAACACAGUUGGAUCUAAUCUUACAAAAUGUUUAUCUGUAUAUGUUUAACUAUAUAUGAAUGUUCACAUUUUUGUGCCAUGUAUAUGAAGCUGCAAAUCACUUUAUAAUAUGUAUAUUUAUCUUCAUAUAAUCUUAUUUAUUUAUGAGAGAUCUAUUUUAUUUUUGCAAUUAUAUUUUUGUUGUAUAUAUACACAUUUUAGAUGAAAAAACACUGCACUUUUUAUCUAUCUUUUUGUAAGUUGUACACUACAUAUACAUGCACACUUUGUGGGGCAAAUAGAGCAAAAUGUUUUACCAAAUGCCAUGUUGCACCGUUUUUGCUGUAAAUAAAAAAAAAAAUGUUUUAUUACUAUUACAGUGUGGAUAUGGAAAAAUAAA
This is a messenger RNA of Trichomycterus rosablanca, 1947 nucleotides long. It is a transcript of the gene stx19, whose product is annotated as syntaxin 19. Lineage: Eukaryota; Metazoa; Chordata; Actinopteri; Siluriformes; Trichomycteridae. Gene Ontology annotation, molecular function: SNARE binding; SNAP receptor activity. Bases 173 to 1057 code for a protein of 294 amino acids. Gene Ontology annotation, biological process: synaptic vesicle fusion to presynaptic active zone membrane; exocytosis; intracellular protein transport. The record is from RefSeq and is a predicted model, not a curated record. Gene Ontology annotation, cellular component: plasma membrane; SNARE complex; endomembrane system. The transcript is spliced from 2 exons.